Messenger RNA from Lindgomyces ingoldianus, 1704 nucleotides. Its product is annotated as DUF1446-domain-containing protein. The record is from RefSeq and is a predicted model, not a curated record. The transcript is spliced from 2 exons. NCBI's taxonomy places the organism in Eukaryota, Fungi, Ascomycota, Dothideomycetes, Pleosporales, Lindgomycetaceae. Bases 1 to 1704 code for a protein of 567 amino acids.
AUGCCCCCAAAUCGGCCAAUUCGUAUCGGCAAUGCCUCAGGCGCAAUCGGGGACGGCAUCGACCAAAUCUACCGGCUCGCGCGCGACGGCGACAUUGACGCCAUAACAGCCGACUACCUCGCCGAGUUUAACAUCGCCUGGAAAGCCAUCGAAGUCGCGACAUCUCCUGACCUAGGCUACGAACCAAAUUUCCUAGAGCAGUUAGCAUGGCAGGAUGGUGCGGCCGCGAAGCUGAUUGCCCAGCGGAGGAUCAAAGUUGUGCAUGAUGGGGGCGCGUUGAAUCCGGAGGGUUUGGCUCGGAAGACUGAUGAAUAUUUCAAAUCUUUGGGGCUGGAGGGCAUGAAGAUUGCGUGGGUGAGCGGCGAUAAUGUCACAAAGAUAGUAAAGGAUGGGAAGUUGGGGAAAUUGAUGCAUCUCGAUCAGAAAGGUGUCGAGCUGGGCGAGCUGCGACAUAAGAUUCUAGCAGCGAAUGUAUACACUGGUAUGGCGGGUAUAAUGUCCGCACUCUCCACCGGCGCCGACAUCGUCAUCUGCGGCCGCUGUUGCGACGCCUCUCCUGUCAUGGGCCUCGCUGCAUGGUGGCAUAAUUGGAAUAUUACAGACUACCAGCAACUCGCCGGAUCCCUCCUUGCAGGCCAUAUUAUCGAAUGCGGUGCGUACGUCACGGGUGGCAAUUUCUGUGGCUGGCGAGAAAUCGAAAACAUGCAUCACAUUGGCUAUCCGAUUGCGGAAAUCGCAGCGGAUGGAACGAGCAUCAUCACCAAACCAGAACAUUCAAAUGGCGCUGUUACGGUCGAUACGUGCAAAGCCCAACUACUUUAUGAGAUCCAAGGCCCGUAUUAUCUAAAUCCCGAUGUCACUGCGCGCAUUGAUAACGCGAGAUUAGAAGAGGUGGGUAGAGACAAAGUUAGGCGGGAGAUUCAUGACGCUGAUUUCACAACGUUUAGUAUGGAGGUGUAUGGGAGUAGUCCGGUAGAUCCGAGGACCCAGCAGGAGUGUACGGUGAUGUUGAGGAUGUUUGCGCAGAGCGAGGACAAAGGUGCUAUUCAAAAGUUUAGGCGUGCAGUAUUUUAUAAUGGCAUGCAGGGGUAUUGUGGUCUGCAUCUGGGCAUGGAUUGGAGGACUAUGGAACCAAAGAUGUAUGUCAAGUACUUCCCCAGUCUGGUGCCGUCCGUCGGUGUACCACUCAAGGUACACUUUGUCGAUGCACCUGGCAAUGUUCUCGAUGUACCUGCGAAGAGGAAAGAGGAAUACGCAACCGCCGUCCCUGAGCAACCCUCCUAUGAACCCGAGAAUUCUACGAAUCUCGAUGAGUUCGGGAAAACGGUACGGCGGCCAUUGGGGGACAUUGCAUUCGGCCGCUCAGGUGACAAAGGCGGCAACGCAAAUAUCGGGCUCUGGGUUCGUGAUCGCGCUGCUUGGCCGUGGCUUCGGUCUUUCCUUACAUCGGCCAAGCUCGUGGAGUUGCUGGGUGAUGAUUGGAAGGAGCGGUAUUCAGUAGAGAGAUGUGAGUUCGAGGAUCUCAUGGCUGUGCAUUUCGUGGUCAAGGGGUUGUUGCAGGAUGGUGUUAGUAGCAGUAGCGUGCUCGAUGGGUUUGGGAAGAGUGUGGGCGAGUUUGUUAGAGCGAGGGUUGUGGAUUUGCCGGUGGGGUUGGUGGAAGCAGAGAGUAGGAAGAGGGAGAGGCGAAGAGGAGGGAGGUUGUAG